AAUUAUUUUUAUAGCACUUCAGUGUCAUCGCCAUAGAAGCAAAAAUAAAAGUCCAAGUGAAGUUGCAAAAUUGUUUUGUUCUUAUUUUGUUGUUUUAAAUGUGAGAACCGUGAUUGAAACUAUUGUGAUAGCAUCCAAAAAAGUUUGAAGAUUAUGGCGGUGGCGAGAAAACUUACAUCAAAGAUCUAUGAGAUACAGGCCCACUCACAGAAGGUGACGUGCUUGGAUGUUGGACAGACUGGACGUGUUUUGGUGACUGGUGGCCAAGAUCGUAAUGUUAAUCUCUGGGCAUUUGGAAAUGAGAAAUGCUUCAUGUCACUGGAUGGUCACAACUGUGCGGUAGACUGUGUCAGAUUUGCAUACAACGAUGAUGUAGUUUAUUCAGCAGAUGAAAUUGGGAUUAUCAAACGAUGGGAUCUCAAUAUUGGUGGUAAUUCCACCAGUUUCCAUGGGCACAUGAAGGGUGUCCGGACGCUGGAUUUCCAUCCGUUUGGUGAGUACAUUGUGUCCGGGAGCAAUGAUACGACAAUCCGACUGUGGGACGUACGCAAUGGGAGUUGCAUUAAGAAGUACAGGGGACAUAUAGCUAAUGUCAAUUCUGUGAGAUUCUCACCGGAUGGCUCAUGGAUUGCCUCAGCUGGGACAGAGGGAUCGGUAAUUAUCUGGGAUAUACGGAUGAGUAAGGAGAUAAUUGACUUUCAGGAACAUGCUUCCUCAGUCACAUGUAUCCAAUUCCAUCCGUUUGAAUUUCUCCUGGCAGCUGGGAGAAAUGAUGGAACAGUUGAUCUCUAUGAUCUGGAGAGUAAGAAGAUGAUCUCACGCACAAGCACAGCUUCACCUAGUAAUUUAGCUGGGCACAGUGUAAAGUGUGUUACAUUCAGUGAAAAUGGGGAAUGUUUGUUUGUUGGUUCAACAGCUGGGAUCUCGGUAAUUGGGUGGGAACCGGACAGGGAAUUUGAUCAUAUUGAGUCUACAUGGAGUUUCUUGGGGGAUAUGAAGGUGAUCAAUCAGCAAUUGAUUUGUGGUUCAUAUGAAAAUACCAAUGUGACAAUUCAUGCAAUGUCACUGGAUCUCAUAAGACCCUUCUAUAAUCCCUCAAAUACGGCCUUUAGUCACAAUCAGAGUUCCCGGAAGAGUUUCAAUCGGGGACAGGGAAAGAUGCGUUUGUCUAUUGGGAAGGAAGAUAAACCGGCGAUAACUGUACCAACAGUGACUGAGGAGGGUGGGAUGUCUUCGCCCAAUUUGAGUAUUGAAAUGAUUGAGGAAGAUGAUGUUUUUGAUAAGUAUCUCGUGCCCAAGUGUUCAGAACCACCAGCAAUUACGUAUACAACCCUCUCGUCCAGUCCCAGUUCCAAUUUCCAAUUUACCAAUUACCAAUUGGAUCGUGAUGAUUCUGAUGUUUACAAUUUGAAUAAGAACAUUGAGGAAUUCUCAACUAGCGAUCAUGACAAAUACUCAGAUCCUGAAAAGGAAGAUUUCCCAGUCAAUAAUGCCCAACCACCGGAUUAUGCACCCAAAAUGUCCCAUACUACCAUUGUCAGUCGAAGUACGGUUGUGGCCAAAUCACGACCGGAACGACGAGGUGGCGGUGGCAGUGGCGGUAGCACCAAUGCCCAGUCCAAUGUCACAAAUAUCAAACACAAUCUCCAGAAGAAGAUCAUCAAUUCGAUGAGUGUGACGAAUUUGAGUGAAAUUGCCGAACCACUCAAUAAUACCACCACCUAUGUCGUUCAGCCACGGACAAUGUCAAGGGGAGGCUCUCCAGUGCGCAGCAAUAGUCAGUCGAAUAAACUCAGGCGCAAUGACUACCAUCAGGCUCAGAUAAAUAAGGAGAACAAUCUGAGAAAUCGCAAUGCCACUCAGGUGCAGAUCUUUGUGAAACCCAUGAGGUCAAAAUCGACGUUGGACAUGAAGAGUCAACAGCAUUCGGGUAAUCACAAUAUUCACCAACGGCCACCGCAGAAGAUUAUGAACUACGGACAACCGGAGGGGGCCAAUGAGGGCUACGAGAUGAAGAUGCUGACCAGUAGUCAUGACACAGUCUAUCAGGAACUCUGCAACAGACAUGCCAGUCUUAAGCUAGUGAAGGAAUGCGUCAAGGGACAGGAUAUCCAUACGGCUUUGAGGCAGAGUGUCCGACUGAAAGAUCAUGCGGUUCUAGUGGAUCUUCUUGGCGCCAUUCUUGAGAAAUCAGCCUCAUGGACAUUGGACAUGUGUGUUAUAUUGUUGCCUGAAUUGUACGAAAUGCUGCAGAGUGAUCGUAAAUUCCACUGCACGAGAGCAUGUGACACUCUUCGGGUGAUUCUCACAAAUUUUCUGCCCCUCAUCAAAGCCAAUGCAGAUCCGUGGGCAGCGAGAUCACUUGGAGUGGACAUUAGUAGUGAGGAGAGGUGGCAAAAGUGCAAUGAAUGCCGCAAGUGGCUCCUCAUGAUUCGCACAUUGCCGGAGAAUAAAGUGGUUGGAGCCACUUUGACGCCACUGCAGAACUUGAUUGUCGACAUAUAAAAUGAACUUUCAGUCUGUUAGACAAAGAAAACCUAAAGACUUAUUGUCUGUACUUGCUCAUUGAGACAUUAACACUGUUUUGAAGAAAAAAAAAAAGAAAAUCUUGCUAUCUAAUAGGAACACGAUAUAACAAAAUUAAUAAGUUUAUAAAUAAUUUAUUAAUCUCAGUUGAAAAUCCAUUUGAAAAAAAAAUGAUGAUUGCAUGUUUGCAGACAUUGCGAUCUCAAUUCUUUUUUUCUUUAAUGGGAAAAUUUCUACUGAAAAAAAAUUUUUGCCUCUAUAAAAUUCAAUUUCUCAAUCUCUCUAGAGAGUUCUUUUCUCAACUUCAAUAAAAAAAAAAUAACAACAUUCUACUUGAAGAAAAAAAAAAUGGAACGAAUGAGUUAAAAUACAGAGAAAGAAUUUAGAAUAAAAAUUCACGUGUUAUACUAAUUGAAAUAAAUUAAGUGCUUAACACAGGACUACAAGAAGGUGAUAAUUUAUCUAUUUAAUAGUAGAAAAUAACACAAGUAAUAAUUUUUAGAAGCAUAUAAUAAAAUAAUUAUGAAGAAAACCCCAAAUCACUAAUUUAUAAAAUUAAUAAAAAUUCAAUGCCACUGAUUUACAUUUUCGCGUGAUGGUGAAUGAGUAUGAGAAAAUAUUACUAUUACAAAGGAAAUUAAAAGAAAAAAGUCAAAUAAAAAUAACGAAGAAAAGACAUUAAAAGACGCUCACAAUGUGCAUAAGUCCCAAAAAAAAGAAAGUGCUUUUUUGUUAAAGAUGGAGAAAGAAUGAUGGUGUUUCGAUAAAGAGUGCCUUCUUAAAAGGUUAGUUUAGUAUUAAUAGGAAUAUAAAUGAUUGUGAGACAACAUUAAAAGAAAUAGUUUUAUGACAUAUCCAUUUUAUUUCCUUCUAAUUUGUGUGUUUGCUGAAGUGAAGGAUGAAAAAAAGAGAAAUGGAAAAAAAUGAAGAGAUUUAAAUAAAGAAUUUUUACAAUGCACUUCCACCAAAAUCCCCCAAAAUAUAACAACGAUAUUUUUUCACACUCAACGUAAAUCUGAGAAAUAAUAAAAGACUAAUGCAUUAGCAAUGUAAAUAAGAUACAUAAAAAUUAAUAAAACACAUUUUUUACAAUCGUAAA
Messenger RNA from Phlebotomus papatasi, 3625 nucleotides. RefSeq names its product katanin p80 WD40 repeat-containing subunit B1 (gene kat80). Bases 154 to 2505 code for a protein of 783 amino acids. Lineage: Eukaryota; Metazoa; Arthropoda; Insecta; Diptera; Psychodidae. Gene Ontology annotation, cellular component: katanin complex. The record is from RefSeq and is a predicted model, not a curated record. Gene Ontology annotation, biological process: microtubule depolymerization; microtubule severing. Gene Ontology annotation, molecular function: microtubule binding. The transcript is spliced from 5 exons.